Messenger RNA from Thelazia callipaeda (thelaziosis nematode), 1959 nucleotides. The record is from the annotation of a GenBank genome assembly. Lineage: Eukaryota; Metazoa; Nematoda; Chromadorea; Rhabditida; Thelaziidae.
AUGGUUGGCAGUCGGCGUGACUAUUUCCUUCUAACUCGAAAUAUGAAGAUAUUACGAUUGUUACGAAAAUCAGAUGCAUUGAACAUUUUAGUAACAGCGUGUGAUUUGGAUGUUACUCAACUGAACAAGAAGUACAACGUGAUACAAUGGGGCGAACCCGGAGUUAUGCCGAAAGAGAUUUUGAUUAAGGAAAUAACUAAUGCGCAAGCACUUGUUUGCCUUUUGCGCGAUAAAAUAGACUCUGACGUUCUGAAAGCUUGCACAGAUUUACGAGUAAUUUCGACACUUUCUGUCGGCUAUGAUCAUAUUAACUUGGAAGAGUGUAAAAAACGUGGAAUCAUUGUAACAAAUACACCUGAUGUGUUGACGGAGGUGACAGCAGAAACAACUGUUGCUUUGUUAUUGGCAACAGCAAGACGGUUUCCAGAAGCAAUAAACGAGGCUAAAACUGGCAAAUGGGGAACCUGGUCACUAUAUUACAUAAAUAUUGAUGUCGCAACUCAUGUACUGAGCAUAUUCGAAUUUGCCAUCAGGUGUGGUGUUGGAUUACAUCAUUCAACUGUCGGUAUCAUUGGAAUGGGUCGUAUUGGAGCUGCCAGAGUUGGAGCUGAAUAUGUUGCUUUAGAAAAGCUGCUAAAUCAAUCUGACUUCGUCAUUUUGACAUGUGCUUAUUCUCCAGAAUUAAAAGAGCUGAUUAAUAAAGAUACAUUAUCGAAAAUGAAAAAAAAUGCAAUUUUGAUCAAUACUAGCAGAGGAGCUUUGAUUAAUCACGGUGAUCUGUACGUCGCUUUACAUACCGGUCAAAUUCGUGCAGCUGGGUUGGAUGUCACUAAUCCAGAACCAUUACCAAUGAACAAUCCGCUCUUUUCACUCCAGAACUGUGUUAUUUUACCACAUAUUGGUUCAGCAACUGAAUUUGCACGUACUGAAAUGUUUAAUCUUGUGCAGGACACUUUGCCAAAAAUGCAAAAUAUCAUCCGAUCGACAAAAUUCUCAAACGCAGCUAGCGUUCUGAUAACAGCUGGAGACAUAACAGUUCCACGGAUCUAUGAUCGCUUUAAUGUUUGUCAGUAUAAAGAAGUAAAAUCAAUGCCUAAAAAUGUACUGAUGGAAGAAAUACCAAAGCAUGAAGGACUUUACUGUUUGCUUCGAGAUAAAAUUGACAAAGAGUUAAUAUCGGCAGCAAAGAAGCUCAGAGUGAUAUCUUCGAUGUCUGUAGGAUUCGAUCACAUUGAUGUGGAAGAAUGCAAGAAGAGAAAUAUUGUGGUAACGGUUACGCCUAAUGUUCUUACCGAAACAACAGCUGAAACUACAAUUGGUUUACUAAUAGCAACAGCAAGAAGGUUUCCAGAAGCAAUCAGAGAAGUGAAAACUGGUGGUUGGGGUACCUGGUCACCAUACUAUAUGUGUGGAGUGGGAUUACGUGAUUCAACAAUUGGUAUUAUUGGUAUGGGGAGAAUAGGCGCAUCUGUUGCCGAAAAACUGAAAUCUUUUCAUCCAAACCGCAUUUUAUUUUAUGAUAUAAGCUACGACCAAAAGAAAACAGAAAAAUUGGGCAUUGACUAUGCUUGCAUCGAUGAUUUAUAUUCCAAAUCAGAUUUUAUCAUUUUAAAUUGUGUAGCAACCGAAAAUAAUAAAGGAAUGAUCAACAAAAAUUCUCUUUCCAAAAUGAAGCGAAACGCUGUGCUAAUUAAUACGAGCAGAGGCACAUUAAUUAAUCAAAAGGAUCUAUAUGAAGCCUUAACAAAAGGACAAAUUCGUGCUGCUGGAUUAGAUGUAACAACACCUGAACCACUACCUUUGGACGAUCCUCUCCUGAAAUUAGAUAACUGCGUCAUUUUACCACAUGUUGGUUCAGCAACUGAAGCAACAAGAAAAGAUAUGAUGAGACUUGCAGAAACGUGCUUGAUAGAAGGACUUACAGAUGGAAAGAUUCCGGAUGAUGCUCGCAUUGUCUGA